GUUAUUAUUUUUGGGCAUUUUGUGACCAAAAAAGUGGAAAUUAGUUGAUUUUCGGUGAUUUACCAUCAAUUGGCACACAAGAAGUGAUCGCAACAGACAAUGGACGACAGCAACGAAGCCGAAGCCCCUGUUGAGCAACAAAGCGAUGACUUAGUGAUCGCCGAAGCGGUGGAAGUGAUGCUAACGAUGUAUUCGUGUCGGUUCUGCGCCAAGAGAUUUGAUACCAUCGACAAAGUGAAGACACAUUUCCUUAAGAGACACAGCAAUACUUUGGAUAAGAGUGGAAAGAAAGACGAUUCCAAUGAUGAACAGUCGGAAGGUCUUCAGAAUGACUCAAAUGUGGAGCAAAUGAAUGCACAA
Molecule: messenger RNA, 360 nt
Organism: Oppiella nova
Lineage: Eukaryota; Metazoa; Arthropoda; Arachnida; Sarcoptiformes; Oppiidae
Source: the annotation of a GenBank genome assembly